Messenger RNA from Lecanosticta acicola, 2332 nucleotides. Lineage: Eukaryota; Fungi; Ascomycota; Dothideomycetes; Mycosphaerellales; Mycosphaerellaceae. The record is from the annotation of a GenBank genome assembly.
AUGUCGAAGGUGAGGGAGAUGAUGACGCCAGGAAUGCUGCGGGCAGCGUGAUGGGGGGAGGGAGGGAGGGGCAGCGUGGACGUUGAUGGUGCAGACGUCGACGAGCAUAGUGGUACAGAGGGGACGGCAAUACCAUGAUGGAAGUCUAGAAGUCUAGAAGUCCUUCGGCUGAUAUCAGCAUGUCAUGUGAAAGGAGAACGCAAGGUGGUGGUGGUAGUAGUGGUGGUGGUGGUGUAUGGACACGCGAAGCUGCAGCACACCGCGCAAUCCGUUCGCCGGGCCAAGAGCUAAGAACAGCAAUAGCAACAGCAACAGCAGAGAAACGCGCUCUGACGGACAUUAAUGAUUGGUUUGACGACUGGUUUGAUGAUUGGCGCCAAGCAGCACGAGCAGACGAGGGUGCAUGGCGUCGAGCACAGCAGCACUGUGGCAGCACAGGCAGCACAGGCAGCACAGAGCACAGAGCACAGAGCACAGAGCACAGAGCGCAGUAGUGGGGACGUCAUGCCCGUGCAUUUGCUGGAACGUUGGAAAAAGGCCCACGACUGCUCGGCAUCCUUGCACAGACCUAUUCUUCCCGAUCUGGCCGCUGGCCCUCCAACAAUGCCCCCCCCCCCGUGGCCCACAGCAACAUGUAGUAGGUUUUAGGCAUGCCAAAACAUCACCACCGUGUCAGUCUUCCUACUAUAAACCCCAUCUCUUUCCCUUUGCGACCCUCUCCCUCGCUCCCUUUGUCCACCGUAAUCUUCUAAGCUUCUGCAUACCUACCCUGCCCAGCGGACAAAGACUGCUAUAGAUAACGCGGGCCUAGAGCUUAUCACGCUAUCAGGACCGUCCUCUCAGUCACUCGAAUCAAACACCUCCAAAGGUACGCUGGUCUCUCCUGCCAAAACAAGACCCGAAGAAGGUCCUUGGCUGACUACUCUGCCGCCCACUGCAGAUAACAACACUCGUUCUUCCACCCUCGCUGCUGGUUCCCGCUGCCCCUCCAGCCUCACCCCUCCACCCUCCACCCUCCACCCUCCACCCUCCACGUACACACGGCCUCAUUCGCGAAGUGCUGUCACCGCCUCGGUGCCGUUCCUGCAUACGCUCGGCAUAAAACCGAUCGUCUGAGGGAUAUUCAUCUGAGCGAUAUUCCUCCGAGCGAUAUUCUGGCACUGGCAUCCACCCCGCCCUCAGGUCUGUUCGCAACGGGACCCGCUCCCGCCUGCGAGAUAUAUUCCUACCCGCCCAAUGAGCAAUCGCCAGCACCCGCACCCGCACCAGCACCAGCAUGCUCGGUCCUCUUCUCAGGGAGGCCGGAAGGCACUACCGCCGCAUGCUCGACCCACAAAGCCACCGCCACUGAGGAGAGGAGCCAGCUAUAACUACACCCACCACCACGGCCAGCCUUCGCCCAAGGCCGGCGCCGGGUGGAGCAAGAAGGUCGUGGGCACAGAGGAGGCGGUGCACUUCGCGGACGAGGAGGAAGUCGGCAUGGCAAGCUUCCUGCAGUUCUGUGCCACAUGCGAGAAACAGAUCGUUACCCCCGGCUCCAGCAUCCUCUACUGCUCAGAAGCGUGGGUCCAUCUUCCAUCCAUACUCUGCUCCUUGGCAGACGGCCUGUACUAAACAAACAUGACACAGUUGCCGUAAAAAAGACACCUCUCGCCCGACAUCCGUUCAAUCCAUCGAGUCAGUCAAGUCGCCUUCCGGCAUGUUCAACAACAAUGCCGCAUCCUACUUCGAAUCCCACCCUCCAGCCGACAUUCUGCCUCAAAGAUCCCCCACAGUUCUCAGGCCACUCUCAUGCACCUUCUCCGACAUGUCCAUCUCGGAUUCGAAUCCCUACUCCUUGGACGAUGCCGCUAGCGACGCUAGCUCCCGGAAACGAGACUCGGAGGCUACAGCUUACCUUGAACAAUUCUACUCCGACUUCGCUCGUGCCAGUCGUCCGCGCAUGCAUCGGGCUCAUACGACUACCACGGACAGCAGUACAAUCCCUUCCCUAGUCCAUUCGCCUAGCAGCUCUUACGGCACCGUCGCGUCCAAUGCUUCUUACCGUCCCUUGGCAAACCGACACAAUCCGUAUACAACAUCCUUCUCAACCAACAAGUCCAUCGAUCUCGUCUUGCCAUACCAUACCACCAUCCCUCAUUCCUCGAGCCCGAACGAGCUGAUGAAGGACGCAAGCCACAAGAGCAGUGCCAGCACCCUCACCUCUUUCCGCGUCGCCGAAGCAGGAGACAUCUCAUACGAGAAGAAGAAAUCGCCCACCAGUCGACGAGGACCAGACCGGAAAGCGGAGAAAACAUUAAAACAUCUAUUCAAUAACCAAUCACCGACCUAG